This is a messenger RNA of Terrapene triunguis (Three-toed box turtle), 1415 nucleotides long. Its product is annotated as ras-related protein Rab-7b-like. The coding region runs from base 162 to 764 and encodes 200 amino acids. Gene Ontology annotation, molecular function: GTP binding; GTPase activity. The transcript is spliced from 7 exons. The record is from RefSeq and is a predicted model, not a curated record. Gene Ontology annotation, biological process: endosome to lysosome transport; phagosome-lysosome fusion. NCBI's taxonomy places the organism in Eukaryota, Metazoa, Chordata, Testudines, Emydidae. Gene Ontology annotation, cellular component: phagocytic vesicle; lysosome; late endosome.
UCAGGCUGGAGGAGGAGAUCACAGGAUGAAUGCCACAGUCAUACUGCUCCCUGAUGCCCUUCUCUGCACUGUGUAAUGGUGAAUCCUUCUGCUGGCCAAGAAUAGAAUGAGUCACCCCGGAAUGGAAGAAUGAUGAAUCACCGCACGGUUAGGCCCCCUUCAUGAAUUCCAGCAAGAACGUGGAUUUGAAGAUAAUUAUCAUAGGAGCACUGGGGGUGGGGAAAACCUCCCUCCUGCACCAGUUUGUGCACAAGACAUUCCAUGAAGAUUAUCGGACUACUCUGGGAGCCAGUAUCCUAUCUAAGCACAUCAUGGUGGACAACACCCCCCUCAAACUGCAGAUCUGGGACACCGGGGGUCAGGAGCGGUUCCGAUCCAUGGUGUCGACGUUCUAUAAGGGCUCGGAUGGCUGUAUGCUGGCCUUCGACGUCACAGACCUGGAGUCCUUCGAGUCCUUGGAUGAUUGGAGAGAGGACUUCCUGGAGAAGAUAAUCCCCACAGAGCAGGGCUUCCCCAUGGUGGUGCUGGGAAAUAAAAUCGACUUAAAUGAACGGCAGGUGUCCAAGGAGACAGCUUCAUUCUGGUGCAAAGAAAAGGACAUCCCGUAUUUUGAAGUCAGUGCCAAGAACGAUAUCAACGUAGUGCAGGCCUUUGAGACGCUCGCAAGGCAGGCCCUGUCGAGGUACCAAGAGAUGCUCGAGAACUAUUUAACAGACUCCAUCAAGCUCACUCCUGACGACCAGCCCAAGAAGAAAUGCUGCUGAAUGAGACCUUUGGAGACACCUGACAUCAUGUCUCUGAGUCCUCGCUCGGCACCGAAAUCGCUGAACCGACUCCAUUCACUUCCGGUUUUGUGUUCAGCCACAGGAGAUGACCACAGUGAUCCGGUUCCACAUUGCACAGCCAAGCUGACAAAUCUCGUGACAUUUACCGAGUGCAGAGAAGAGACUGACCUUUUCUCUAAAUGCCUAGAUUGGACUAACGCAGCCAGGUGCGGUCGGGACCCUUGUUGCUUCAUUAACCUUCUAACCACGCAUUUCAAAGCCUUGCACCAGCCUUCUAAACCUGGCUCUGUGCAGUCAGUGCUGAGUCCAGGUGGCCCAGCUACCUUCCCAGGGCUGUGGCUGGCUCAGUGACCUCACUCACCUGCUAUCUCUCUGCUCUAGUUACACCUGUUGACACGCAGGCAGGUCACAGUGGAUUAGUGGCUCACCCUCUGGCACUUGACCAGGCAUUCCCAACACACGCCUGAAUUGACAGUGCUAGGCAAGGCAGGGCUGUGCUGUCACUGCCCUGCAGGCUGGGCCUCCCUAGAGAAUGUAAUCUCAGUCCCCGCUGUUUGAACGCAAAACAGAGACAUUUGUUCGCCAGAUACCCAGUGUUUAAACUAACACCCUCACAGUCUGCACUUGAUA